AGCUGUUUUGUGUUUGGCCGCUAGAUGGUGCUGCAACUGUGGUGGAAGAUAAAGUUACAACAGCGAAGAAGAGUUUAACCGUUUGAAAUGUAUUGGUAAACAAGCUAGCUUCAGUUCAUCGUUAUUGAAGUAACUUAGAUGUAAUAUUUCGUUGUCUUUUUAAUAUUAUCUUUGAAACAAUGUGGAGACUAAACAAAAUUCACCAUAAAUCAAGAUGGCAUCAAAAUAACAUAGAUGAGCUGAGGCUAAGGAGGCGAGAACAGGAACGAGCUCUGAGACAAGCCCGCAGAGACAGACAGCUGGUGAGCAAGAGACUCCUGCUGUAUGAAGAGGAAGAGCAGACUGGGGUCACUAUGGAAACAGCAUCCGGAGAGCAGGAUGUGGUCAGUCUGUUGCUCAAACUUCAGCGAGGAGGAACAGAGAAGGAGAUUCACCUGAAAGCUUUGAGUAAAGUUCUGCGGGAGUCAUCUGCUCAACUUUCCUUUAUCAAACAGGAGAACAGCAUGCACCUGCUUGUUGGUCUCCUCACCGGCUCGGAUGCUCAGUGCCGUCUGUUAGCAGUCCGCUGUCUGCAUGAGCUGUCUUAUUCUCCCAACACCAGCGUGGCAUCAGCCUGCAUGCCAGCUACUCCUUAUUUACUCACCUUCUUGUCUGGCCCAACCACCAAAUUCACAGAGACGUGUCUCUACACUCUUGGGAAUUUAUGUCCAGUCAGCGAGGCUGUAAAAGAAAAACUUCUUGCACAGGGAAUAAUCCCUGCUCUUGCCAGCUGCAUGGAGAAUCAAAGAUACAAUCUUGCAGUGGUGGAAGCGGUUGGUUUUACUCUCUCUCAGCUUCUUCAAGCCACAGGUGCAAUCCAAAAAAUAAUCUCGAUGGUUAUGUGCUCCAGUUUACCCACAUAUUUGGUCUCCUUCCUGACUCCUGACUCUGAGUUUGGCCUUGGUGCUGCCAUUGAGUGUGCAUGGUGUUUGCACUACCUGGUGUGCAGCUCUGAGGAUCACCAAGAGCUGCUGGCUCGUGGAGCCUUGCUGCACUGCAGUUCUGAGUUAGUGUCACUAAGUGGAGCUGUGACUCAAGGACACAAAGAAGAUGGAAUGGAGCUGCUUGUCUGCCCUCUGUUGAGGAUUGUUGGAAACCUCCUGCCCUCCUGCCUUGUGGAAGAUCUGGACAAAAACACGGUUUUUACUCUGCUGGUGGAUGCCCUGUGUGUAUUUCUUCAGGCAUAUCUGAGCUCCUCGCCAUCUUUGGCCAGAGAGACGGCCUGGGUCCUCAACAACCUCACAGCUCAUUCCACUGAAUGUUGCUCAGCUGUCGUGACUCUCAACUUGGUCUCCCCACUGAUUCAGCUUUUACCUGUUUCUCAUGGCAUUAACACAAUGGUCCUCAGAAUUUUAGCAAAUAUAGUCUCCAAAAAAAAGGAGCUGUGCGUCCAGCUGGUGCAGCUCGGGCUGCUGUCUGCCCUCUGUUCAACUCUUAAAAUGGCUGAUCAAGAGAUGGUGACUCUGAGUCUGGAAGUCUUGUACAUGCUGCUGCUCACUAGUCCUCAGGUAAAAGAGGAGUUUUUGAGGGAAGGUGGGGCUUCCAUCCUGGAGAUUAUUCAGUACAACGAUGAAGGAGAAAUAAGACAAAAAGCUUCAUACCUCGUGGACCAGCUCCUUCUAACCCAGCAGCAACACACAAUAUAAAUAAAUGCAAAUCUUUUUGUCUUAAAAUGUAUUAAAGAAACAAAACCGGUUUAAAUUUUGUCUUUUUAUAUUUUGCAAACUGAAUCAUGUUGUUGUUUUUUUGUAAUCGUGGUAAGGUUUUUAUAAUAAUAAAACUAUGAAUCGUUUUAAAAUCAAAGAGAAGCAUAAUAUGAAAGUAUUUUUACCAAAGAUGAAUGUCUGUGCAGUCAGUUUCUUUUGCCAGUGUAUUUAUUAUAAUCAAGGUGUUUCCAACAGCGCAGUUGUUUGGAUUUGUAUUCACAUGAUGGGAUUGCAUUUUAAUAAAAUGAAAUUACAUUGAACUUUUA
Molecule: messenger RNA, 2011 nt
Organism: Oryzias latipes (Japanese medaka)
Lineage: Eukaryota; Metazoa; Chordata; Actinopteri; Beloniformes; Adrianichthyidae
Gene: tmco6
Product: transmembrane and coiled-coil domains 6
Molecular function (GO): protein binding
Source: RefSeq, a predicted model, not a curated record